CCCACGUAUGAGUUUGAGUAUGCUUACAGCUUACAGCUUACACAUUCUUCUGUCUUGUAUUUUUAUAUCCACCACUUGACUUUUAGUUGCCCCUGUCCCGAUACGAGUAGUCACAUUUGACGUUUGCUCUUGGACCUGAUCACUCAACCACAUAAACAGCAUAACUACCCUAUUAAAUAUUUUCCUACUCAUUUAUUGAAAAUUAAUUCGAUUUAUUAAAAGUUAUCCUUAUUAGUAUCAGUGUCAGUGUCAUUAUUCGAUUAAAAGUUUAUAAAAGUAUCCGUGUGUUAAAAAUAAAUAAAUAAAAAAAAAGUGUUUUUAGCAAUAACUAUAUUAAUUGAAAUAAUAAACGCGAUGCAAUAAAAUGAUGCCAUCUCUCAUACCGUUCAGUGUUCGUGAUAUCUUGAAUGAAAAUCAUAUCGAUACGAUGGAUUCGUACAAUUCCCAUGGCCAGACAUCCCACAAUUAUAAUUUGUCACAGGAUUAUUAUGGAUACAAUUCAACACCGGACAAUCAUUGGGAUAUGAUUGAUAAGUACAAAGAGCAAUUGCCCUCCUCCAAUCACCAAAUAAAUAAUCAAAACUAUUCCGACUUGAGCGGGAUGCAGCAGCAACAACCCUUGGGACAUAUUCAAACUUCUUAUCAAGAAAAUACUCACGUUGAAGAUGGAAAUAUCGUGACGUCUAGUAAAACAGAGUUGAGGAAAAAUCAGUCUGGAAAAAGAACCAAAAGAAAACCCCGGGUUUUAUUUUCUCAAGCUCAAGUUUAUGAAUUAGAGCAGCGUUUUAAACAGCAACGUUAUCUGAGUGCCCCAGAACGCGAAGUUUUGGCGUCAACAUUGAAGCUCACGAGUACUCAAGUCAAAAUUUGGUUCCAAAAUCGCCGGUACAAGAACAAACGAGCCCGGAUCGAAGACGCCGAAAAACACGUACAAUCUCAUAACAUAAAAAAUCAAGCAUCGGUUAAAAAAAUAAACGUUCCUGUGUUGAUAAAGGAUGGAAAAUUGAACACUCGUGAUUCUGGAGGGGUAAAUUACUGGAGCAGUGGAUUCAGGCCUGAUCACAUAAGUUCCCAAGAUAUUCAACCCGAUUUUGGUCACGUUAGAUUGAGCCCUGACUAUAGGCUAAAUGACGUACGACAAGACUCGACGAGUAUCUCCACUGAAUUUAGAAAUAAUUUUAGCCCCAAUCAAGAUAUUAAUCGGCACAGUUUUUCCUCAUCAAUCGAUUAUAGAGCCAAUAAUUUUGGCUCUUCGGGAAUGAAAAGCAUUAAGACUGAAUACAAAGACUUUAACGAUAUUUCUUCUAAUUUUACAGAGUUUAAGCCUGUUUCAUCUGAUAAUAAUAAAUCAGGCUCGAUAUUUAAUAAUGAAAAUCGUUCUAUUAUGGAUAUAUCGGGGAAUGACUUUGGAUUUUCAAACUAUACUAAUCCCUCUAAUUAUCAAAUGAGUUACGUUAAUUAUAUGGAACAAUUACCUAUGGAUCAAAGUAUUCAGCGGCUUUGGUAAUUAAUAAAUUUAUAGUUAUAUAAGAGUAUAUACCAAAAC
Messenger RNA from Cotesia glomerata, 1546 nucleotides. Its product is annotated as homeobox protein Nkx-2.3-like. Bases 365 to 1507 code for a protein of 380 amino acids. Gene Ontology annotation, molecular function: DNA-binding transcription factor activity, RNA polymerase II-specific; RNA polymerase II cis-regulatory region sequence-specific DNA binding. The record is from RefSeq and is a predicted model, not a curated record. Lineage: Eukaryota; Metazoa; Arthropoda; Insecta; Hymenoptera; Braconidae. Gene Ontology annotation, cellular component: nucleus. Gene Ontology annotation, biological process: cell differentiation; regulation of transcription by RNA polymerase II. The transcript is spliced from 3 exons.